GUUUUCUGGAUUACAUGACAUUUUUGUGUGUAGUAGGAUUGUACUUUGCUCCAGCAAGAUAACACUUGUUAAAUAAAUGAAGUUUUUGGUUUUGACGAGAAUUUGCAGUUGCAUCAGGUUUUGCAAUUUUCAAGGCUGACAUCUGAGUUAUGCUUAAAACUACAUAACUCUUCCCUCAGUCUGUAUUUUCCUCUCUGCAGAACGUUUUCCUCUAUAUUGACUUGAGCAGAAAAUUGUAUUACCUGCUUAAUGCUCUUAAUUUCUGGUGACAUAUUUUUCUAGAAUUGGAAGAUGGGUCCAUGUUUGCAAGAAAGCUGGUUUGCUCAUAUUUUAACUAUAUUCAUACAUGGCUAAUAUGGUACAGCACAGAGUUCUGUAGGAUGUAUUUAGAUGUACUGUGUUUCAGUUUAUAUUUGUAAUCAGGCUUUGGCAAUCCAGCAGGCUUCCCCUCCAGUUCCUGAAAUACAAGCCUGUGCUAAAGCGCUGCCGUUAAUGUCAUGGCUAAUGCUGAUACAUCUGUAAUGUAGUUAUCAGAUUGCUAAUUAACUCAUAGCCACACAAAAGAACGCACUCAAAAUUCYUCUUUUUGUUGGCCGUCUCAGUGGAUUUGCAGGAAUUGAAAGGGCAUGCCCAGGAUUCAUUUAUUUUGGUGAUGUCGACAAUGUUAUUAGCUCAGAUAAAUCGAGACUCUCAGGGAAUGACGGAAUUUUCUGGAGGAGGAAUGGAGGCCCAGCACGUGACUCUGUGUCUAACAGAAGCGGUAGCUGUGCAAGGUGAACCUUCAGAUGGUGACAACUUGGAAAACAUGGAAGGUGUAAGUUUGCAAGCAGUUACCCUGGCUGAUGGCUCCACUGCUUACAUACAGCACAAUUCUAAAGAUGGUAAAUUAAUGGAUGGCCAAGUGAUUCAAUUAGAAGAUGGUUCUGCUGCUUAUGUUCAACAUGUACCUAUGCCUAAAAGCAGGGACAGCCUGCGUCUGGAAGAUGGACAAGCAGUUCAGCUGGAAGAUGGAACUACGGCAUUUAUUCAUCACACCUCAAAAGACAGUUAUGACCAGAGUGCAUUGCAAGCUGUGCAGCUGGAGGAUGGAACCACUGCCUACAUCCACCACACGGUGCAGAUGCCACAGUCAGACACCAUUUUAGCCAUCCAGGCUGAUGGCACAGUGGCAGGACUGCACACAGGAGAUGCUGCCAUCGAUCCAGACACCAUCAGUGCUUUGGAACAAUACGCAGCCAAGGUGUCUAUUGAUGGAAAUGACACUGUUAGUAGCACAGGAAUGAUAGGUGAAAAUGAACAAGAUAAAAAAAUGCAGAUUGUCUUGCAAGGACAUGGAACAAGAGUGACUGCAAAAUCUCAACAAACUGGAGAGAAGGCCUUUCGCUGUGAUUAUGAUGGCUGUGGAAAGCUGUACACAACAGCUCACCAUCUUAAGGUGCAUGAAAGGUCUCACACAGGAGACAGACCGUAUCAGUGCGAACAUCCUGGGUGUGGCAAAGCCUUUGCAACAGGGUAUGGGUUAAAAAGUCAUGUGCGAACACACACUGGUGAAAAGCCUUAUCGGUGCACAGAAGAGAAUUGCACCAAAUCCUUCAAGACUUCUGGAGACCUGCAGAAGCACAUUCGAACCCACACAGGUGAAAGGCCUUUUAAGUGUCCCUUUGAAGGAUGUGGCAGGUCAUUCACAACAUCUAAUAUUAGAAAGGUUCACAUCAGGACACAUACAGGCGAAAGGCCUUAUUACUGUACAGAGCCGGGAUGUGGGAGAGCUUUUGCCAGUGCAACUAAUUAUAAGAAUCAUGUGAGAAUACACACAGGGGAGAAGCCCUAUGUCUGUACAGUUCCUGGCUGUGACAAACGUUUCACAGAGUAUUCCAGUUUAUACAAACAUCAUGUUGUACAUACUCAUUCCAAACCAUACAACUGCAAUCACUGCGGGAAAACCUACAAGCAGAUCUCCACCCUUGCUAUGCACAAACGGACAGCACACAAUGACACAGAGCCCAUUGAGGAAGAACAAGAGGCUUUCUUUGAGCCACCUCCAGGUCAAGGUGAAGAUGUGCUCAAAGGCUCCCAGAUCACCUAUGUGACAGGUGUUGAGGGAGAAGAUGUCAUUUCUGCACAGGUUGCUACAGUUACUCAGUCAGGAUUAGGCCAACAAGUAGCAUUAAUAUCCCAGGAUGGAACCCAACAUGUGAACAUAUCCCAGGCAGACAUGCAGACCAUCGGCAAUACCAUCACUAUGGUGACACAAGAUGGCACCACCAUCACAGUCCCUGCCCACGACGCCGUCAUCUCCUCUGCAGGAACGCAUUCUGUAGCGAUGGUCACUGCAGAGGGCACCGAGGGACAGCAGGUUGCUAUUGUGGCCCAGGACUUAGCAGCGUUUCAUAGUGCCUCCUCAGAAAUGGGACACCAGCAGCAUGGACACCAUCUAGUGACUACAGAAACUAGACCUGUUACAUUGUUGGCCACAUCCAAUGGGACACAAAUAGCAGUGCAGCUUGGAGAACAACAGUCUCUGGAAGAAGCUAUUAGAAUAGCCUCCAGAAUACAACAGGGUGAAACACCAGGGAUUGAUGAUUAACUUCUAAAACUGCUACCAGAACAAUAGUGAGAGGUAUUUUAUUUUCAACCAACAAAGGUCCAUGCCAGCAGCAGCCCAUAAAAACUUUGAAGUCCCCCACUCACUGAUACUGUGUACACAUUUUAUGCAAGAGUGAAGAACAUUUUCUAAGUUUUGUGUACAUAACCCUUGGAAUGGACUGACAUCAUCUACUUCCAACCGUUGUAUUCAGGAAUAUGGAAUUAGGAUUAUAUAGUAAACUUCCUUGUUAUCCUUUCAUCAGAUUUCAGACUGGUCUACAAGCAAGUGAAAAAUAGAAGUAUUGGAAUUAAUUUUUAAUGUUAUGUACAAAUAAUGAAGGCAUUACUGAAGAUUUCAGUUGUUUAAAGAACCAUUUCAGGAACCCUUACAAAGGCAACAAAGCCUUUUUAAAUUGCAUUCCAUCAAUGGAAAAGUCUUGGAUUUUGAGCCUACUACUGUAAAUCUUCAUAUUUUGUUUUGUUUCAUACAGAUUUGAAUACUCUUUAGGUGAUCUACCCCAUCUCAUUCAUUGUAAAUACAGACUGUUAAUGCUGGAAGUGCUAAUUAUAUUAUCUUUAAAUUGGAUUAUGUACAAAGAACUGGUUGUUCAAUAUUAAAGAAAGUAAAUCUAAUGAUUCUGUUUCUUUACAUAUUUUACUUAAGAUGUUACUCUCAAAUUAUUAUGCAAUAAAAUAUAGCAAGAUUGUAUUGUUUAGAUAGGAUGAUAUUGUCAUGUGACGUAUUGUUUUAAUUCUUACUGAGACUGAAGUUCAAAUUAUUUAUUUACGGUCUUGUAUAAAUUUUUCCAAAGUUUAUUUAUCAUAAACUGAAUUUUUUGACAUUAAUUUUGAUUGUAAUCCACUAUAGUGUAUUAAGCAAUUAUACUGGUAAUAGUUAUUUCAGACAUUCUAAAACACUACAAGAAUGAUUUUUCCCUAAGAGGUGAAGUUACCCAUUUGCAAGAGAAAUAUUUUCAAAUGGUGCAUUUGCAGCAAAAGUACAAAUGCUAAUGGYCUAUUUUCAAUAGUUCUGAGUGCCUGCUGCUACCAUUCAGUACCUAGGAUGUGCUGAUAAUCAGUGCUUUUGAAAAAUCAGGACACAAGUUACUAGAAAAAAAGGGAUUAAUGAUAAUGGAAGUACAAUACUCCUCUCCAGCUAUCAUUCUGUAAAGGAAAAAAUCCAUUGUAGAUAUGUCUAACACUGCAAAAUGUCUAAUACUGCAAAAUGUAACUUUCAGUUUUUUUAUAUGAAGAACUGUUUUUACUCUUGUCUUGUUAGCAAGCUGGUUAAGCAAGUUAAAAUUUUUGGUUUCCUGUAAGAUUCAGUGCUUAUUUUAGAUUAGUGUCAAGGGCACUUCUGAAACUGAAGCCUCACCUUUUGCCUUCUCAAGGGAAGGACUGAACACCUUCUGGACAAAAUCUUUAUUAUGUAAUCCAGGUAUUGUGAGGUGCACAUUCUGCAUAAAAAAAAAUGAAGUCCAUAACUAAGUACCUUGAGGUAUUUGACCUCAGAAAGGCCAAAUUUUAUUAGAAUGAGCUAAUUUAUUGUGAAUUACUAUAUCUGUGUGGCUUGCAGCCUUUUAUGUUUUCUACACAAAGGCCAACUGUAAAGUGCAGUGAGAGAAUCCAGUAUUGUGGGAUAGAUGGGGACAAAGCAAAGGCUAUUCUCUGCAUAAAUUACAAAGUAAAACUUGAAAACAUUUAGGUUGUCUGUAACUUUUGUAUAGGAUUGAGGUUGCUUGCUCACUUAGGUGCCAGUUUUCCUGAAAUGUUGUAAAUCUUGAUAUCCCAUGGAGAUAAAUGUACUAUGCAAGGAGGAUUAAUUGCCUGUCAACUAGAUUAGUUUCUUAGUACUUAGCCCCUUUUAGAAAUUAAAGUUGUCUCAUUUGACAUGAAUGUUCAAGGAUUUUUUUUUCUUAAAUUUCAUUGCUAAUCAUUUCUGGAAACAGUGGCUGGAAUGGUGGCUUUGACUUAGCAAAGAAAUAACUUCAGUUCUUACUUCUCAUUUCCCAGGACAUUCUUUGACCACUGUGCAAAUGUGAGUAUUCUUUCUCUUUCAUACAAGUUGGAUUGCUGCAAGGUGUUCAUUCACGACCAGCUCCAUCAUGAAAACCUGUAGUAUUUUUAAAUCAUUUCUGUGACUGUUACCUUACCAGUUAUGCUCUCGCAAAACUCCCAGGUCAAAGGUGGUGCUUCCAUGUUUUGCUAGUUACCUCUACAAAGGAAAACUUAGUAAAUAAGGUAGAGUGACGUAGAUUGCUUGGUGUUUAAAGAGAAGCUGAGGUGUUUAUAUGUGCCUUAGGUGCAAGGCCUACCUUCAUGAAAGACUUGUGUUUGGCGUGGAGAGACCUUGAUGAUGAUUCCCUCCUGCUUCCCUUCAGACAGAUGUGGAAGGAGCUGUUUUGGUAAGCUGAUCCUGCAUUGUUGGCAUUGGAAGGUCUUUUAGUGGAGUUUAGACAGGACAAGGUCAGAUUGGAUAGGAAAACUGGCCAAAAGCAUUUCAGGAGGAGGAAGCAAAGAAUAUGACAGGACUGGGUGCCUAACAGUAAACAUCUCUAUACCCACAGAUUUUACCCCUCAUUUGCAAAUUAUUUCAAAGAGAAUGCUUUGGCACAGCAGAAAGAAGUACCUUGAAAAGAUGAACCCUGUAAAGUAAAUCAGCUCAGUAUAUCACUGUCCCUUACGAGCUGACUCCCACAUUUCCAGUCAUCAUUUUUCUCUUGUGUUUGAAUUCCAGGCCUAUACCAAUUCUCCCCAUAACGGAAUAAGCUCAAAGUGUCUCUAGACCUUGCAGUCAACUUUUCCCUUUUAAGUAUUUCUACAUUUUUCUCCAAUGGUGAGCUUUGUUUUACUGUGAUUGAGUGCUUCUCCUGAUAGUAAAAGAGGGAAUUAUUUUCCCUGCUCCAGGCUGAUGAUCUAUUGUGCCAGAUGCACUCUGCAUAACAACAGGACAGCUUUUACCCUAAAGGGCUAAUGGUUUUCAUAAGAGUAAAUCCUGCUGUAAACAGCCCUCAUCCCUGCCGGUGUGAUUAAGCCCAGCUCAGCUGACUGAUACCGCAGAUAGUCGGUGUGAGACGGGCACGUGGUAUGUGCUCAGCACACAAGGGAAGGACGGGGCUCACGGACCUGAUAAACAAUGGCUGAGCUUGGAAGGCCGUUCUUCCUAAAGUUUACUCUGGUGUCUGACCCUCCUAACCUCUCAAAUACUGCAGGCAUUUGUCUGACUGGCUGCUCUGGUUUCUGCGAAGAUUGUGCUGUAGCAGAGAAAUCCCUCCGCAUUGCUGUGCUCUUCCCAGGGCAGUCAGGGAGCCUUUCUCAGGGACAGGCAGCCAUUUAAUCGGGGUUUAGCCGCCGAGGAAAGGUGGUGUGGAGUCAGGAGCUGAUCAAAAGGGUUUCUGGUUUUCUGAGUCUGGCAACUCCAACUCUACAGCUGUUGAGAUUUAUCACUGUACACCUUAGGUGGCCAUAGCUUCCACUUAUCAAGGUACAGAAAUGCCCUGUAACAAACCUAUUCUGGUCACUCUUAGUUUGACAUUGAAUGAAGACGAGUUUUCUGUUAAAAUUUUCUGUAUAGUUUCAAACAGCCAAGUAAAAUUUCGCUAAUGGUUGGGUGGGAUGGAAACUGAUUUUCUUAAGCAGCAAGGUGUUACGAGACUGGAAAUGACAAUUAACUUGUGUCUUGUCCAGCAGUUAAUUAACAGGAGCUUUAAGAAUGUAUUUAUUCAGCAUGCAUCAUUUUUGUCUUGAAAAACAUGGAAAUUGCCUUGUCUUAAGAGAUGCAUAAGAUCCAACUCCAGCUCRUUGUUUAUAAUAAGGUACUCCUGGCUUUUUAUUUGCAAAGUAUAUAUUUGAGCACCCUAUUUCCUAAAAGUAUCUUGUGCUGUCUUGAUAAAAACCUGCUAAAGCAUAGGUACCUAUGAAAACAAAACAAAAAGUCAAGAGUCAUUUUCAGUCUUUUUGUUGUAAAUAGUAAACUACACUCAAACUGAGGCUCAAGAGCAAGCAUUCUUCCUUGUGCUACAAAUUGUAAAAUGUCCCAUCAGUUUGGCAUUCCUUUGAUUCUAUUUUUCAUUCUGCCGGUGAAGUUCACUUGGCCAAAGGAAAAUCUAACAAUCUCAUUAGGCCAUCACCAUUAGCACUAAGUGGUUGACACCUAUUCCUAUCAGGAAUGGGCUGAUACCAGACUUUUUCAACUGAAUUCAAAGCAGACUUUAAUUAUCCCAAUAAACAUACAAGCUUAUAUCAAUUAUCCCAAUAAACACAGAAGCCUAUAUAUCAACAAGUGAGCACUUUGUCCUACACAGUCUGUGUAUUUAUCUCUGCUGGAAAUGUGACCUCUUUAAAUCCAAUCCAUUUUAGGUUCUGAAACAGUGAGAAAUUUUCUUUGGAUUAUUGCUUUUCUGUUUAAUUAUUUGUAGCAUUUUGCUCAAAGAGAUGGCAAACCAUUUACACUUUCAGGGCACAAGUAAUUGGGUGGAACCUUUUCUGUAAUGAAAAAGUAUCUUAUGUUGCUGUCAAAACCGCAGUGUUUCACCCUUUUUUUCUGUUUAAAUCCAUCAUCAGCCUUUAGGUUGAUUGGCUGCUGCUUUUUACUUACUUUUCAAGAGAGUUUUAGAAUUUCCAUCAUGCUACUGCUUGGUUCUAUAGAAUUUGCUGAGAGGUUCCUGAACAGGCAUCUUAGUGAGGCAAGACAAGACAAGAGGCCAACUUCCCAAAUCUGGCAGGUUUGCUGGCAUAACACACAUGGAUGUAAAAAGCUUCUGGAGAUACAACAGUGAUCUAAAGCUACAUUUUCAGUGGGCUUUUGGAAUUGGAAUAUUGGUCACAGUGACUGAAAAAUCAGAAAGUACAAGAAUUGUUUGUGGGAUAGAUGGGAUUAGCUGCCUUUUUUUUUUUUUUAAACAGAUGCAUGCAAGACAGUAAGAGACAAAUUUUGAAUGGAUGUGGGUUCCUAAAGCCAGUGUUAGUGAAAAGACUCAGCUUCUUAAAAAAAUCUUACUAGGCUUUUAUCUUUUUAUCUGCACAUCUGAAAAUGUUUGCAAAAGGUUUUAUCWUAAAUGAUGUGCAUAAGAGAUUAUUAGAAGAAGAGUAAUAGAUUUGAAUAAAGACAGAGUACCUCUUCUAUUGUUUUGCAUGUUCCCUGAUGGAGAAAAAGCAAACAGGUUAGUGAUAGAAGUAAAUUAGUAGUGUAGUGACUACUUAGUUUCAGUGCAUUAGAUAUUCUGAUGGUUUUAAUUGCUGGUACAAAAUCUUCCUAUUUUGAUUAUUUUAACUUGGUCUUAACAGAAGGUACCUGUUACAGUGUGUUUCUUACCUGAGCACAAUUCUCAGGAUCAAAUUGUUUUGCCAUUUUCUUGUUAAGUAGAUUUCAAGUGUUAAAGAGGCAGACAAGCAGGCAAAAAGGGAAUCACUAAAAAUUGUCAUGAGUGUGUGCUUUCAUAGUCUGAGAAUUACUGAAUAGUAUGUGACUGCUUGGCACAACCUGUACUUUUAAAAUGUGCUUUACACGUGCAUUUUUAACUUCUGAGUACCUUCAGAUCUUCCCUGAAAUUCCUACAUUCUGGAUACAGAAGCUGUUCUUUACUUUGUGGAAACCAUGGUGCUGUCAAAUUCCCCUUUCUAUUCUCUACUUUGUUCUCUUGCUGUUAUUAUUUAGAGUUCCUGGGUGAAUGCAUGCCUGAGAAAUAUUCUCUCUGCCUGCAGACUAUAAAGUGAACAAGAACUGGCAUCUAUUGGCAUGUCUUUGAUAUACAAAGUCAAUUUUUGAUGGGAAACUCAUUUAACUCAGGACCUUGUAAUGAAGAGAAAGAGGUUGCUAGCUAACAGCAGCUGUUAGCAGCACAACCCCAGAUAAAAUAAUCRUCAAACUGCUCACCUUUAGGCUGUCAGUGGCACAGAGACAACAUCUCUCAGUUGGCACCAGUCUCUUACACUGAGACCUGUUGCCCUUGUAUAUGCCAAUUCUUGUGUGAACACUGGAAUGCUAUCACUCGUACUGGUGAUAAGCACACUGGUCCAUGGCUCUCUGCUGAAAACUAAGAUAAAAGCUGGGAAAAUAGCAAUGAUCUAUCGCUGCUCUCCCUUCUCUACCAACAGCCUUGGCCUGUAGUAUUUCUGUUUUUCAUAAAAGCAACUUGACCUUCUUCCUCUUCUGCUUUUUCACUCUAUUUACACCUCUCAUAAUAAGGUGAAUCAUGGCGGCUCACAUAAAAUGGGUUUCAUCCAGAUUUGGCAGAACUCUUCUAAUAUGAUGCAAAUUGUUUUGGAGGAUUGCAGAUGACCUUGCAAGUGUGGGAAUCCUGACAAGAUGGCAACUUCUCCACUUCUGUGGCAGUUCUGACAGCCAGACAAAUUGGCCUUUGAUUUAUUUCUUCCCUAUUCAUCAUUAUUUGAGUUCCCCUGCUACCCACAAAAGUUGGAAAAAAUGGUUUCCUUGAGCUUGAAAACUCUUAGUUAAAAGCAGCUGUUUGUCUAUGAGUGUGUGCUGCUCCAGAUAAGUAUUUCUGGUAGCAAAAUCUUCAGUGUACCAUAAAAGCAAGUAAUAUAUUAAAAAAAAAAAAAAAGAAAAAAGUCAAAUUUGCAAAUAUAUCCUGAAAAGCGUUAAACCGCUCAAAUUUGUAGGAAUAUCAGGCAUUGCCGAGACAUCAGUUCAUGUGUUGUUACAUCUAUUUGAAGAAUCAGGGCUUGAGUCUGCAAGAUCUGUAGCAGCUCAAAGGUGCAAUUUAAUUAGCUUCAGAGAAUUUGAGAUUAAUUUGGCUCUGAGAGUGCGGCACAGUGGAAGCCUGCAGAGCCCCUCCUCGCUCAACUCUCUUCCUCCUGUGGUGGUAUCCAUUGCUCAAGUUCUCUCUGUGAGGGAAUUGGCUCUGUCGGCUCUGUAGCCAGGCUGUUCCUAGGGCUUCUAAUGCUAAUUACAGGUGUCACAGGGGACAGGGAAGCAGAGUUGCCACAUUCAGUCUUGGGCUAAAAUCAUUUCUCCAACACAACUGUUCAUGGGUCUGUCAGACUACAGCAGAAGAACAACUGAUGCAAGUUCAAAGCAGCACAUAUAUAGAGCUUGUGAAUCCUUACAUAGCAGCUAUGCAUUUUGUGAGCUACCUAUUUAUUCAAUACUUUCCUAAUUGAUUUCAGAAUGAAAAUAAACUUUCUUUUACUAUCAUUGUGUUACUGUUGUUUCCUUCUUUCUCUAUUCUUUUUUUCCCUUUCUUCUUGUAUCUGUCUUCAGAAAUACCUUCUUUGUACAAACUGAUUGUUUGGAUUGAUUGUUCCACCCAAUUUUGUCACUCAACUGUUCCAGUGAUUAGCAAUUAGAUAAAUUCAAUUACAACAGGGCUUUUGAACUUCAGUUUGCCACUUGCUYUUACUAAAACCUGUGUCUGUAGACUCCAGAAAGCAGUGCAGCAUCAGUUAUAUUAAGGCUGAGUUUGGGAAGGAAACAGCAGCUUUGACAUUACAGGGGGAGGGAUUUAUUCAAAAGCUUACAGUCUUUAAACUUCUUCAAAGAAAAGGAAACUUCACAAAUAAC
Molecule: messenger RNA, 10108 nt
Organism: Malurus melanocephalus (red-backed fairy wren)
Lineage: Eukaryota; Metazoa; Chordata; Aves; Passeriformes; Maluridae
Gene: ZNF143
Product: zinc finger protein 143
Exons: 16
Coding region: 653-2587 (644 amino acids)
Biological process (GO): regulation of transcription by RNA polymerase II; central nervous system development
Cellular component (GO): PcG protein complex; nucleus; transcription regulator complex
Molecular function (GO): DNA-binding transcription factor activity, RNA polymerase II-specific; RNA polymerase II cis-regulatory region sequence-specific DNA binding
Source: RefSeq, a predicted model, not a curated record